Molecule: messenger RNA, 1794 nt
Organism: Benincasa hispida (wax gourd)
Lineage: Eukaryota; Viridiplantae; Streptophyta; Magnoliopsida; Cucurbitales; Cucurbitaceae
Product: cytochrome P450 734A1-like
Molecular function (GO): monooxygenase activity; oxidoreductase activity, acting on paired donors, with incorporation or reduction of molecular oxygen; iron ion binding
Source: RefSeq, a predicted model, not a curated record
GACUAAAGCAAUAUCAUGAUGGAUGGAUCAACGAAGAACCGAUCACAGACCUUCCUCUACUUUUAGUUUUUUUCCAAAUGCAUCUUCUUCUUGUUUUCCUUCUUCUUCUUCUUCUUACAAUCCUUCUGAAAUUUCUUUACUCCACUUUCUGGCUUCCAUGGCGAAUUCAAAUCCACUUCCGAAAGCAGGGCAUAACGGGUCCUCCCUACCAUCCGUUCAUUGGCAACUCCGCCGAUAUCCGCCGUCUGUUCGCGGAGGCACAAUCGGACCCCAUUCCGUUUCACCAUGAUAUACUCUCUCGCGUUCUCCCCUUUUACUUCCGGUGGUCCGGCGAGUACGGAAAGACAUUUCUGUACUGGUUCGGGUCGAAACCGAGAUUGGCCAUAUCCGACCCCGAUCUAAUUAAGGAAGUGCUUGUGAAUACGCGCGGGUAUUUCCGUAGGAUCCCGUUCAACCCGCUGUCGAAGGUGCUUUUCGGAGAGGGACUGACCGGAUUAGAGGGAGAGAAAUGGGUCACGCGCCGGAGAAUUGCAAAUCAGGCUUUCAACAUCGAGCGAGUUAAGGGAUGGGUACCCGAAAUUGUUGCUAGUGUGUCGAGUGUGCUGGAGAAAUGGGAAGAGAUGAAGAGCGGAAUGGAGGAGUUUGAAUUGGAUAUUCACAAAGAAGUUCGUCGCCUCUCAGCUGACGUUAUUUCAAGAACUGCAUUUGGAAGUAACUUUGAAGAAGGAAAACGCAUAUUCAGUUUGCAGGAACAGCAAUCACAUCUUUUCUCCCAAGCAGUCAGAAGUGUUUAUAUUCCUGGCUUCAGAUUUUUGCCGACCAAGAAGAACAAAGAAAGGUGGAGCCUAGAGAAAAAAACCCGUAAAUUAAUAAAAGUGUUGAUUGAGACAAACAGCAAAGGAAGGGAAAACUCAACUAAUCUACUUAGCUUGUUAAUGUCAUCUUACAAGAACCAGAAUGGGGAAGAAGAAAGACUUGGAGUGGAGGAAAUAAUUGAUGAAUGUAAGACAUUCUAUUUCGCAGGAAUGGAAACAACUGCUCAUCUUUUAACUUGGGCUCUUUUACUACUGGCAAAGCAUCAAGAAUGGCAAGACAAGGCCCGGGAAGAAGUUCUAAACGUCUGUGGGCAUAAAACACCUCCUGCAGUAGAGAAUUUGAGUGAACUUAAACUUGUAGGUAUGAUAAUUAAUGAAACACUUCGACUUUAUCCUUCAGCGGUGAUGUUGACGAGGCAGGCAUCGAAACAGCUGACACUAGGAAGCUUAGACAUUCCUGCUGGCACAGAGCUUUUUAUGCCGGUGGCUGCUGUCCACCAUGACAAAGAGUUUUGGGGAGAGGAUGCAAACUGCUUCAACCCUUUGAGAUUUGGUAAGGCUCGGAAACAUUUAGCUUCAUUUCUGCCAUUUUCGUUGGGUCCCAGAAUUUGUGUAGGCCAAAACUUAGCUUUGAUUGAGGCCAAAGUUGCUUUGGCUAUGAUAAUUCAACGAUUCUCCUUUGCUGUUUCUCCAACCUAUUGUCAUUCCCCUAUGCUGUUUAUAACCUUACAGCCUCAGUUUGGUGCUCAGCUCCUCGUUAGGAGCUUAUAGAAUUGAACUCAGAGUUAGUCGAAAUACUAGAGUAAACGGUGGAGUCUUUGUGAACUGUUUGUUUUGUAAAAUGUAUAAUUUUAUUAAUCUCACAAAUGUACUAUAUAGUACAUAGGGAUAAGUUGAAGUUGUCACACAAUACAAAGUACUUAUGUUACAAGUUGAAUGUUGAACUUUACUAUACAAGUCACAGGAUUUGUUCGAAUUA